This is a messenger RNA of Diaporthe citri, 1215 nucleotides long. RefSeq lists its product as uncharacterized. NCBI's taxonomy places the organism in Eukaryota, Fungi, Ascomycota, Sordariomycetes, Diaporthales, Diaporthaceae. The record is from RefSeq and is a predicted model, not a curated record. The transcript has a single exon. The coding region runs from base 1 to 1215 and encodes 404 amino acids.
AUGUCUCCUAUAGCAGAAAACCUCCGUUCAUAUUUCGGCUCGCACCAAGAGCAGCCUCCUCGGCCCAUUCUGACCUCCCUGAAUGGCGACGGCUCAUGGCUGAUGUCCUUUCCCUUGCCACCGGCAGAAUUACGGCAAGAGAACGGUGUCGGCAGGAAGAGAUUCUACCACGUCGUCGUCGACCCCUGGCUCCGAGGACCCGCCACGAUGGUCUCCCCCUGGCUCGUCUUCAUCGAGCGCACCGAGCCUGCGGCCGUGUCCGACGGGGCCGGGGUCGAGGCGGUGGUGCACGAGAUCGAGGAGCUAGCCGCGGCCGCCCGGGGUGAGGUUUUUGACGCAGACUCCGACGCGCAGUCGCAGCCGCCGUUAGUGGACGCCAUCUUCAUCAAGCUGCACUUGCUGGACCACCUGCACCAGCCGACCCUGGAGACAUUUGACAAGAGGAUUCCUGUGUUUGCUACAGCCCAGGCGGCGCCGACCAUCCACGGUUGGGGCCACUUUGACACAGUGGUCGAGACUCUUGACUACAAGAGGUAUAACGGGGACGGAAACUCGGACAAGAGCGAUUCAACCGCGGCAGGCGUGCCAACAGCCGACCGCGGGAGCCACUGGAAGACGUUCCACCCCGGAAAACCGCUGCCUGAGUGGCUGAGUGUCUUUAGGCUGGCGAGCGACUGGGAGGUGGAACUCGCCACAGCCCUCGUCUGGUCCCACGAGAGCCAACUCAACCGCCCAGAGAGCGGAACUGCAGGUGGGAGUGGGCGGAAUGAGUUCAUCAUCAACACCCCGCAUGGGGUAGAUGUCAACACCGAGUCCGUCGAGGCGUUCUUCGACGACAACGUCGGGAAGAACAGAAACACGGCCGAAGGGGCUGGGCAGCCUGAACGUGCCGACAGCAUGCAGUGCCUUGCCAUCCUCGCGGGCUUUAAGGACAGCUAUUCCUUCGGGAUGCGGCAGACCGUCGGGGUGGGAAGGAGCCUGCAGCUGGAGAGGAAGGCGGAGCCCAGGUACUGGGUGAGAAGCCAUGACCUGCCCCUGCGGUUCGGUGGCGCUGUGAUGCGCAUCCGGAUGACGAAAGAGGUCAUCAGGACCCUGGAAUAUGGGCUGGAAGAGGAGACGAAGGCGAGGCUGGAGGAAGGCCAGGUGGUUGGCUUGAGGAAACCGAAUCUGAUCAAAGUUGGGAACGGCAAGUGUUGUGCUGCGUUAACAAGAUAA